Molecule: messenger RNA, 5827 nt
Organism: Oncorhynchus masou masou (cherry salmon)
Lineage: Eukaryota; Metazoa; Chordata; Actinopteri; Salmoniformes; Salmonidae
Product: aminopeptidase Ey-like
Exons: 40
Coding region: 44-5827 (1927 amino acids)
Biological process (GO): peptide catabolic process; proteolysis; positive regulation of DNA-templated transcription
Cellular component (GO): plasma membrane; cytoplasm
Molecular function (GO): zinc ion binding; peptide binding; DNA-binding transcription factor activity
Source: RefSeq, a predicted model, not a curated record
ACCACAUCAUCUCUUUUGCUGUGUAGUUUUACGCCAGUUGGACAUGGGGGGAGGCUUCUAUAUCAGUAAGUUUGUUGGGGUGGUGGGCAUUGUGUUUGGUGCAGGGGCAGUGGCCACCGUCAUUGCGUUGGCAGUUGUUUAUUCUCAAGAGGUAGCCAAAAACGAGGCUGUCAGUCCGACUAAUGGAGGUUCCACUAUCAAGCCACCGGUCACCACACCUGGAGGGUCAACUGUCAAGCCACAGAUCACCACACCUGUCAUACCCACAACUGCACCCUCAAAUGAACCAUGGGACAAGUACCGCCUCCCAGACACCCUGAAGCCUGACCACUACAACCUAACCCUGUGGCCUCGACUCACAGUCAACGCACAAGGCCUCUACAUCUUCACAGGGAAAUCCUAUGUGGUCUUUCAAUGUGUGAAGGAGACAGACCUGAUCCUCAUACACUCCAACAAGCUGAACUACACCAAGUGGGGGGAUGACCAUCUGGCUAAACUGUCUGCUCUCGGUAGCACACCCGCACCAACCAUAAAGAAAUCCUGGCUACAGCCAACAACUCAGUUCCUGGUAUUGGAACUGAAUGGCAAGUUAGCUGUUGGAGAAUCCUACCAGCUGGACACAGUGUUUGUUGGGGAGCUGGCUGAUGACUUGGGAGGCUUUUAUAGGAGUGUAUAUACGGAGGAAGGAGAAGAAAAAGUUGUUGCGACAACUCAAAUGCAGCCCACAGAUGCCAGGAAAGCCUUCCCCUGUUUUGAUGAGCCUGCAAUGAAAGCCAUCUUCCACAUCACACUCCUCCAUCCCCCGACGACAGUGGCCCUGUCCAACGGCCUGGAGCAUGCUCCUGUUGAAGUCACUGAGAUUGGGCCCGAGGGGCCUGUGAGAGUUUGGAGGACAUCUUUCGACAAAACAAAAAAAAUGUCAACAUACUUGUUGGCGUUUAUUGUCAGUGACUACGACUAUAUUAACAGCACAAAUGACAAUGUUCUGAUCCGGAUCUAUGCCCGCAAAAAAGCUAUCGCUGAUGGACAAGGCGAGUACGCCCUCAACAAAACAGGGCCCAUCCUGAAAUUCUUCGAAAAAUAUUACAAUGCCACCUACCCUCUGCCAAAGUCAGACCAGAUUGCUUUGCCUGACUUCAAUGCUGGAGCAAUGGAGAACUGGGGACUCAUUACAUAUAGAGAAACAGCCCUCUUGUACGACCCUAAGAUGUCCUCCAAUUCAAACAAAGAAAGGAUCGCCACCAUUAUUGCUCAUGAACUGGCCCACAUGUGGUUUGGAAACCUUGUGACACUGAGGUGGUGGAAUGACCUGUGGCUAAAUGAGGGCUUUGCGUCUUACGUAGAAUAUCUUGGGGCAAAUGAAGCAGAGCCUGACUGGAACAUUAAAGACCUCAUAGUUCUGGGUGAUGUGCACAGGGUGUUUGCAGUAGAUGCUCUUGCCUCAUCUCACCCCCUGUCCUCCAGAGAGGAGGACAUCCAGAAGCCUGAGCAAAUCAGUGAACUGUUUGAUGCCAUCUCUUACAGCAAGGGAGCAUCAGUGUUGAGAAUGCUCUCUGAUUUCCUGUCUGAAGAGGUCUUCUCCACAGGACUCAGUACAUACCUGAACACGUUUGCCUAUGAUAACACAGUAUAUACUGACCUCUGGGAUCACCUCCAAAUGGCAGUAAAUUCCACUGGCACGUCACUUCCCACAGGCCAAACUGUGCACAGCAUCAUGAACCGCUGGGUCCUUCAGAUGGGCUUCCCAGUGGUCACCAUAGACACAACCACUGGACUGAUCAACCAGCAGCACUUCCUUCUGGACCCUUCCACUGCAGGGAGUGUACCACCAUCUGACUUCAAUUAUGAGUGGAUAGUACCAAUCAGGUGGAUGAACACAGGAGUUGUAAAGCAACAGACAUGGCUAGAGGACAAAACUGCUAAUAAGCCUGAAAUGACAGUUACUGGGAACAACUGGAUACUGGCCAACCUUAACGUCUCUGGAUACUAUAGGGUUAACUAUGAUAACACCAACUGGGAACGUCUCCUCAGUGUACUGAGCAGCCAGCAUGAGUCUAUUCCAGUUAUCAACAGAGCUCAAUUGGUGGAUGAUGCUUUUAACCUUGCUAGGGCAAAAUAUAUCAACACAACAUUAGCGUUGCGAACAACGAAGUAUCUCAGAAGUGAAAGGGAAUAUAUGCCGUGGGAGUCAGCUCUUGACAACUUGGACUUUUUCUACCUCAUGUUUGAUCGGAGUGAAAUCUAUGGGGAUAUGCAGACUUACCUAAAAUAUCAAAUAGAACCACUUUUUAAGCACUUUGGGGAUAUCACUGGAAACUGGACAGAAGUACCCACUGGACAUAUGGACCAGUACAACCAGGUGAAUGCCAUCAGGGUGGCCUGCAGCACUGGUAUGGAAGAGUGCCAGACUCUGACUAAAGGCUGGUACAGUCAGUGGAUGAAAGACUCUGCAAACAAUCCGAUACACCCCAACUUGAGGACGGCAGUGUACUGCAGUGCUAUUGCUGCAGGGGGGGCUGCGGAGUGGGAAUUUGGUUGGGAUCAGUUCAAGGCUGCCACCAUCGCUAUUGAGGCAGACAAGCUUCGAUCUGCCCUGGCCUGUACCAAGCAGCCCUGGCUACUCAACAAGUAUCUGGAAUACACCCUGGACGCAAACAAAAUUCGCAAGCAGGAUGCUACCUCUACCAUUGUUUACAUUGCAAGCAACGUGGUGGGCCAGUCUCUGGCCUGGGACUUUAUGAGAGACCGAUGGAAUUACAUCUUUACUCAGUACGGUGGUGGAUCUUUCUCCUUCUCCAAUCUCAUCAAUGGUGUGACCAAGAGGUUCUCAACAGAAUUUGAGCUCAAACAGCUCAAGCAAUUCCAGGCGGACAACUCUGAGGUUGGCUUUGGCUCAGGUACCUUGGCAGUUUCACAGUCCAUUGAGAGGACAACAGCUAACAUCAAAUGGGUGGCGGAGAACAAGGACUCAGUGCAGACAUGGUUUAGAACAGAGGUUCCUAAAGAAGACAUGGAGAAAUCCUGCAAAAUCAGCAAGUUCUUUAUUCUCUGCGUUGUGCUGGGAGUCCUCUCUGUGGCGACCAUCGUUACAUUGUGGGCUAUUGCACUGACAGAUAGCGUAGAGGUCGUCGCCCCAUGGGACAAGUACCGUCUCCCAGACACCCUGAAGCCUAACCACUACAACCUAACCCUGUGGCCCCGACUCACCGUCAACGCACAAGGCCUCUACAUCUUCACAGGGAAAUCCUAUGUGGUCUUCCAAUGUGUGAAGGAGACAGACCUGAUCCUCAUACACUCCAACAAGCUGAACUACACCAAGUGGGGGGAUGACCAUCUGGCUAAACUGUCUGCUCUCGGUAGCACACCCGCACCAACCAUAAAGAAAUCCUGGCUACAGCCAACAACUCAGUUCCUGGUAUUGGAACUGAAUGGCAAGUUAGCUGUUGGAGAAUCCUACCAGCUGGACACAGUGUUUGUUGGGGAGCUGGCUGAUGACCUAGCAGGUUUCUAUAGGAGUGAAUAUGAAGAAGACGGAGUUAAAAAGGUUGUAGCUACCUCUCAGAUGCACCCUACUCACACCAGGAAAACUUUCCCCUGUUUUGAUGAGCCUGCGAGGAAAGCAGUCUUUCACAUCACACUCCUCCAUCCCCGUGGGACUGUGGCCCUGUCAAACGGCAAGGAGCCAGAAAUAGUUAACGCCACCGUAUACACAGAGGCUGUCACACAGACCAGAUUUGAGCCAACCAAGAGCAUGUCAACCUACCUACUGGCCCUGAUUGUCUGUGACUAUUCAUUUAUCAGCGCUUGGGAGGGAGAUAUUCUGAUUCGGAUCUGGGCUCGUAGAAAAGCCAUCAGUGAAGGACAUGGAGAAUAUGCGCUCAAUCUAACAGGACCAAUCCUGUCCUUUUUUGAGGUGUAUUACAAUACCACCUACCCUCUCUCCAAAUCAGACCAGAUUGCCCUUCCUGACUUCUAUUUUGGGGCCAUGGAGAAUUGGGGACUAGUUACCUACAGGGAAACAAAUCUGCUUUACGAUCCUUUAACAUCCUCCAAUGGAAACAAGGAGAGAACAGCCACCAUCAUUGCACAUGAACUUGCACACAUGUGGUUUGGAAAUCUAGUGACCCUGAGAUGGUGGAAUGAAGUCUGGCUGAAUGAGGGCUUUGCAUCCUACGUGUCAUAUCUUGGGGCGGAUUAUGCUGAAUCCACUUGGAACGUGAAAGAUCUCAUAGUUCUUGACGAUGUGCACAGGGUGUUUGCAGUGGAUGCCUUGGCUUCCUCUCACCCCCUGUCCUCCAAAGACGAUGACAUCCAGAAGCCUGAGCAAAUCAGUGAACAGUUUGAUGUCAUCUCUUACAGCAAGGGGGCAUCAGUGUUGAGAAUGCUGUCAGAUUUUCUAACUGAACCAGUCUUCGUCCAAGGACUAAGUAGCUACCUGAAUCACUUUGCCUAUGACAACACAGUGGGGACAGACCUUUGGGAUCAUCUACAACGAGCAGUAGAUGACAGUGACAUGGAACUUCCUGGUACAGUGCAUGACAUCAUGAACCGCUGGGUCCUUCAGAUGGGCUUCCCAGUGGUCACCAUAAACACACACACUGGACUGAUCACCCAGCAGCACUUCUUACUGGACCCUGAUUCUGUGGGGAGUGUACCACCAUCAGACUUCAAGUACGAGUGGAUAGUACCAAUCAAAUGGAUGGAAGCAGGAGUGGUUCAGAAAGAGAUAUGGCUGCUUGAGAAAGAGGCCCUAAACAAUAAAUUGACAAGUGGUCACUGGGUACUAGCAAACAUCAAUGUGACUGGAUACUACAGGGUUAACUAUGACCUUGGCAACUGGGAACGUCUCCUCUUCCAACUGAGCACUAAUCACCAGGUCAUACCAGUUAUCAACAGAGCACAACUUGUGGAUGACGCUUUUAAUCUAGCAAGGGCAAAGUUAAUUCCCACGACAUUAGCUCUGAAAACGACAAAAUACCUCUCCAAAGAAAUGGAAUAUAUACCGUGGGAGUCGGCUCUGAACAACUUGGAUUAUUUUUACCUCAUGUUUGAUCGCACUGAGAUCUAUGGGACUAUGCAGCAUUAUGUGAGGAAUCUAGUGACACCCCUUUUUCAACACUUCAAGACCAUUACUGCAGACUGGAGUAAAGUUCCUGAUGGCCAUAAUGAGCAGUACAACCAGGUGAAUGCCAUUAGGAUGGCCUGUAGCAGUGGACUGGUUGAGUGUCAGAAUCUGACUAAAAGCUGGUACAGUCAAUGGAAGACUGACCCUGACAACAAUCUGAUACAUCCUAAUUUGAGGAUGACAGUGUACUGCAGUGCCAUUGCAGCAGGCGGGGCUGCAGAGUGGGAUUUUGGUUGGGACAUGUUCAAGAAUGCCACUAUUGCUAGCGAUGCAGACAAACUGAUGUCAUCUCUGGCAUGUACUAAGGACCAUGAACUUCUGAAUAAGUACCUGAGAUACACUUUGGAUUCAGACAAAAUCCGUAAGCAGGAUGCAACGUCUGUCAUCGUGUACAUCUCCAGUAAUGUUCAAGGCCAAACAUUGGCUUGGGACUUUGUGACACAGAACUGGGAGUACAUGUUCACACAGUAUGGUGUUGGAUCCUUCUCAUUUGCCAAUCUUAUAAGUGGUGUGACAAUGAGAUUCUCAACUAAAGCUGAACUUGAGCAGCUCCAGAAAUUCAAGGAGGACAACUCUAAGAUUGGUUUUGGCUCAGGGACCUUGGCUUUGGAGCAGGCCAUUGAGAGAACUACAGCCAAUAUCAAAUGGGUGGAUGAGAACAAGAAGAAAGUGUGGGACUGGUUCUUGAGUGAGAUUGCCUAA